Molecule: messenger RNA, 1377 nt
Organism: Botrytis sinoallii
Lineage: Eukaryota; Fungi; Ascomycota; Leotiomycetes; Helotiales; Sclerotiniaceae
Exons: 2
Coding region: 1-1377 (458 amino acids)
Biological process (GO): regulation of transcription by RNA polymerase II
Cellular component (GO): nucleus
Molecular function (GO): RNA polymerase II cis-regulatory region sequence-specific DNA binding; DNA-binding transcription factor activity, RNA polymerase II-specific
Source: RefSeq, a predicted model, not a curated record
AUGGUCCUCAAUAUGGAUUCCGAUCACUUUCAGCAGAAUUCUCAACAUCACGAUUUGCCUUGGGACUUUCAAGCUUCGGAGAAUAUUGAAACAACAGCACAUUCGCAAGCUGAUGCUAUAUUCCCAUCAUUUGAUGGUCUACCUCGAAUGGGUCAAGAGCAGUACUUCAUGGCUAGUUCAACAUCAUCUCCUAUGCCCAAUAAUGACUAUAACCUUACUACAUCGCAAAUGCCGGGCUCUCAAAACUUAACAUCUUGGUCCCAUCAAGCGCCAUUAACUUCUGUCUUUGCGGAUGACCAGAAUGGUUACUCUUACGAUUGUCCAGCUGAUCUUUCUGGUCUUGAACAACAAAAUUCUUUGAAAGCUUUCGAUAAUGUUCCUCGAACUACCUGGCAACAACCUUAUGCUAAUAUGGGCAUGACAUUACCGGUAUAUCCUUUUGAUACUCGCGACAAUUUUGGAUCUAUGGUAUCAUCGAGGGCUGACCAUGGCGAAAGAUCUGACGAUUGCAUCAUGAUGGAUACUACACACAAAGCCAUCAACUCUACAUCUCCUUCCAGCUUAUGCUCUGAAGAAGAUGGACACAGUUCGCGCGAACCUACUGCAAUGGAUGUCGACGCUGAUGGUCAUGGCGCAGAUGAGCAACCAUACGCAAAAUUGAUCUAUCGAGCAUUGAUGAGUGCCCCAGAUCACUCCAUGGUUCUACAAGAAAUCUAUCGUUGGUUCAGAGAAAACACUACUAAAGGGAGCUCGGAUACCAAAGGUUGGAUGAAUAGCAUUCGUCACAAUCUAUCAAUGAACGCUGCAUUCAAAAAGACAGAACGGAAAAUUCCUGGAGAGGAAACGAAAAAGUCCACUGAGUGGGUUUUGGAAGAUUUCGCAAUCAGAGAUGGAGUUCAGUCUACAACUCGAUAUCGCAAGGGGACAGGCAACAAGAAAUACGCCAAAGCAGAAAGCACUCCAAGUCAAAACUAUCUAGGUCGGCACAAUUAUAACGCAAUCAGAAAGCCUUCUUUUCACUCUGCUAGCAAGGGAAAGUUACAACGUCAAAGAGGCAGAGAUGAUUCAAGUUCAAGACGAAUGCUCCCAACGCCCUCUAGAUCUGAACCGGCAAGAUAUCCAGGUAGCCAAUUCCAUUCCUCAGAUGUGACGUCUGUUCCAAGAUCUCCACGACGACUACCUCUGACACCUGCCCCAGAGAGCUCCGGAACUUACAGCCCCGUUAUCAAAGAGGAAAGCUACAAUCCUGCAUACGAUCUCUACAGAUUUGAGGAUUGCCAAGGAGUGCUUCCCGAUGACCAAGACCCGCUUUUUAUGGACAGUCAAAAUCCACAGUUCAUGCAAGUUCAUCCGAUGUGCGCGAGCAACCAAUACUAA